AUGGCUACAGCACCUGCACCCGUUACGAAGGCCCUGGAGGCUCCAGCGAAACCCAAUGAGAAAAAUGCCUUCAUGGAGACCUUCGAAAUUAUAUCGGAGGAUAUUGUUCAGGACUUGGGGAACUACAAGGUGCCCAAAGAGGGUGUCGAACAUAUCAAGAGGAUGCUGCACUACACGGUUCCGGGCGGCAAACUCAACCGCGGUCUCACUGUCCCGUCUGCGCUGAAGUCCCUGUUUAAGCGCGAUUUGACGAAAGACGAGUUGUUCAAGGCCCAGGUUUUGGGAUGGGGUGUUGAAUGGCUGCAAGCGUUCUUCCUCAUUACCGAUGAUAUCAUGGAUGGCUCCAUCACAAGGCGCGGACAACCAUGCUGGUACAAGCAGCCCGACAUUGGAAUGAUUGCCAUCAACGACGCCAUCAUCUGCGAAAGCGCCAUCUACCGGCUGCUGAAGAAGUACUUUCGCGCCGAGGCGUACUACCCCGAACUUGUGGAGAUGUUCCACGAAGUCACCUACCAGACCGAGCUCGGGCAGAUGAUGGAUCUGCUGACCGCCCCAGAAGACCAUGUCGAUCUUUCCAAGUUCUCCCCUCAAAAACACGCCUACAUAGUAGAAUACAAGACCGCUUAUUAUUCCUUUUACCUUCCCAUCGCUCUGGCCAUGCGCCUGGCCGCCAUCACCGAUGAAAAAGCUUACGCACAGGCCAAAGCUGUACUUCUCCCUCUCGGCGAGUAUUUCCAGGUCCAGGACGACUACUUGGACUGCUAUGGGAGCCCGGAGGUCAUUGGGAAGGUUGGGACUGACAUCGAGGACAACAAGUGUGGGUGGUUGAUCAUUCAAGCAUUGGAACGCGCUACUGUUGAACAGCGGCAGUUGUUGGAUGCAAACUACGGGCAAAAGUCCCCUGAAAAUGUGGCCAUUGUCAAGCGCAUCUAUGAGCAACUUCACCUUGAAACGGUCUACCGUGAGUACGAGGACCGCAGCUACAAGCGGAUCUCCGAACUCAUUGAGCAGAUUGAUGAAAGCUUGCUGCCGAGGGAUAUCUUUGUUACUUUCAUGAACAGGUAA
Fimicolochytrium jonesii is the source of this 1065-nucleotide messenger RNA. Its product is annotated as isoprenoid synthase domain-containing protein. Bases 1 to 1065 code for a protein of 354 amino acids. The record is from RefSeq and is a predicted model, not a curated record. Gene Ontology annotation, biological process: trans, trans-farnesyl diphosphate biosynthetic process. Gene Ontology annotation, cellular component: cytoplasm. Lineage: Eukaryota; Fungi; Chytridiomycota; Chytridiomycetes; Spizellomycetales; Powellomycetaceae. The transcript is spliced from 6 exons. Gene Ontology annotation, molecular function: (2E,6E)-farnesyl diphosphate synthase activity; dimethylallyltranstransferase activity.